Messenger RNA from Panonychus citri (citrus red mite), 787 nucleotides. Its product is annotated as transmembrane emp24 domain-containing protein 2-like. The coding region runs from base 77 to 682 and encodes 201 amino acids. The record is from RefSeq and is a predicted model, not a curated record. NCBI's taxonomy places the organism in Eukaryota, Metazoa, Arthropoda, Arachnida, Trombidiformes, Tetranychidae. The transcript is spliced from 2 exons. Gene Ontology annotation, cellular component: endoplasmic reticulum-Golgi intermediate compartment; COPII-coated ER to Golgi transport vesicle; Golgi apparatus. Gene Ontology annotation, biological process: Golgi organization; endoplasmic reticulum to Golgi vesicle-mediated transport; intracellular protein transport.
GCAACUUUGAGUUGUCUGUAGUUGUCAACGUGUAUCAACAAUACGAUUAUUAUUGUUAUUUUUUUUAUACUUCAAUAUGAUUAACAAUCAAAUUAUAAUCUGUAUUAUUUUAUCAGUGAUUAGCUUUUCAAAUGGAUUCUACAUAGCAAUAGAUGCUCAUGCAGAGGAAUGUUUUUUUGAAAAUGUCAAAAUAGGAACCAAAAUGGGCUUAAUGUUUGAGGUGGUUGAAGGAGGAUUUCUUGACAUUGAUGUUAAAAUAACUGGUCCUGAUAGUAAAGUGGUUCAUCAAGAGGAAAGAGUCUCAUCCGGUAAAUAUACGUUUGCUGCUCACAUGGAUGGUGUUUACAAUUAUUGUUUCAGUAACAGAAUGUCAACCAUGACUCCAAAAGCUGUAAUGUUUUCACUAGACAUUGGAGAGCCACCUAAACCUGAGGCUUCCGAUAAUGAUACAAGUCACAAUAAGCUGGAAGAUAUGAUAAAAGAACUUUCAUCUGCAUUAAUCAGUGUUAAACAUGAACAGGAAUACAUGGCUGUUCGUGACAGGAUUCACAGAUCCAUCAAUGAAUCAACAAACUCUAGAGUUGUUUUAUGGGCCUUCUUUGAAGCCAUCGCUCUUUCUGCUAUGACAUUGGGUCAAGUAUUUUACCUCAAACGGUUCUUUGAGGUUAGAAGGGUUGUUUAAAAUUUUUACAAAGAGAUAAAUGUUUUCAUAUAUAACAAAAGAGGAAAAUAAACAAAAAAGUUUAACAUCAACAGUUAAUUCUGAUUGUAAACUGGAACAACAUGA